AAAAAAAGGGUAAUUAAUUGAAAUUCACUCGGAGCUGCCUCACACAUUUUACAAUUUGCACCAGAAGUGCGUGCAUCCGCCCCCGGACCUGUAAGAAGGGCUGCCACAUCUUACUCCACAGAAUGGGACCUUCCAGGAUCUCGGAGAUCUCCUUACUGCUGCUGCUGAUCCAUCUGACAUCUGCAAUCCCAGCGACCACUAAGUGUGACAGAAACCAGUUCCAAUGUGACGAUGGGAAAUGUAUCCCAUACAAGUGGGUCUGCGAUGGCAGUGAAGAGUGCAGGGAUGGGUCUGACGAGUUUCCCGAGACCUGCCGGCAUAAAACAUGCAGCCCUGACCAGUUUAGCUGUGGUGAUAGGUCAAACCGAUGUAUCCCCAAGUCAUGGCAGUGUGAUGACCAAGAAGACUGUGAAAAUGGCUCCGAUGAGAAGGACUGUGCUCGCAAGCCCUGUGCCUCUGAUGAUCAGUUCCAGUGCCGCAGUGGAAUGUGCAUCUCUCUCGAAUACCAAUGUGACGGUGACAACGACUGCGACGACGGCAGCGAUGAAGACACUUGCCCUCCUCCCACUUGUAAUCCAGCCUUUUUUCAAUGCAAAAACUCAACCCUCUGCAUCCCCAAACUAUGGACAUGUGAUGGGGAUCCUGACUGUGAAGACGGCUCCGACGAGGAGAGCUGUGAAGGAAAGGAGCCGAUCAAGACGGACAAACCCUGCUCCUCUUUGGAGUUCCACUGUGGGAGCGGCGAGUGUGUGCAUAUGAGUUGGAAGUGUGACGGACAGUUUGACUGCAAGGACAAAUCUGAUGAAAAGGACUGUGAAAAACCAACCUGCAGCCCAGAUCAGUUCCAGUGUAACAACGGGAAAUGCAUCCAUGGCAGCCGGCAGUGUGACCGACAAUACGACUGUGAAGAUCUAAGCGAUGAAAUGGGCUGUGUAAACGCCACGAGGUGUGAGGGCCCCGACAAGUUCAAGUGUUCAAGUGGAGAAUGCAUCAGUAUGGACCAAGUGUGUAACGUUGCCAAAGACUGUAGAGACUGGUCAGAUGAACCACUAAAGGAGUGUUCCCUGAAUGAAUGCAUGGAAAAAAAUGGCGGCUGCUCCCAUAUUUGCAAUGACCUCAAGAUUGGAUACGAGUGUUUAUGCCCGGAGGGAUAUCGCCUAGUUAAUGGAAGGAAAUGUGAAGAUAUUGACGAAUGUCUGCGACCUGAUACCUGCGGCCAAAUCUGCACUAACUUGGAAGGAAGCUACAAGUGUGAAUGCUAUGAUGGCUACCAAAUUGAUCCAAAAACAGGGUCCUGCAAGAGCACUGGACCGGUGGCUUACCUCUUCUUCACCAACCGUCACGAGGUGAGGAAGAUGACGCUGGACAGGAGCGAGUACACAAGUUUCAUUCCAAGUCUCAAGAAUGUCGUGGCAUUAGAUAUGGAGAUAGCAAGCAAUAAAAUCUACUGGUCGGAUUUAUCCCAGAAGAAAAUUUACAGUGCUUUAAUGGACAAGGCCCAUAACUUUUCCCACCAUGAGACUGUAAUCAGCAAUGAAAUUGUAUCUCCAGACGGUAUUGCAGUAGAUUGGGUUCAUGCCAACCUAUACUGGACAGACUCUUACAUUGGCACCAUCUCUGUGGCCAAUACUGCCGGGUCCAAGCGAAAAACACUCUUCAGCCAAGGUCUGGCUAAGCCACGAGAUAUUGUGGUGGAUCCUACAAAAGGGUUUAUGUACUGGACCGACUGGGGUGCCCCUGCCAAGAUUGAGAAGGGUGGUUUGAAUGGAGUAGACAGACAAACUCUGGUCGACAGUGAUAUUGAAUGGCCUAAUGGUAUCACACUGGACUUGACCCAUCAGAGACUCUACUGGGUGGAUUCCAAGUUGCACACUUUGUCCAGCAUUGACGUUACUGGAGACAAUAGAAGGAAGGUCAUUGUUGAUGAGCAUUCCUUAUCUCACCCAUUCGGCCUCACAAUCUUUGAGGAUCUGGUCUUCUGGACGGAUAUUGACAAUGAAGCUAUAUUCAGCGCUAACAGGCUGACCGGGGAACAAAUCACGAAAGUUGCAGAAGAUCUGUUAUCACCAGAAGACAUUGUCUUGUAUCACAAUAGGGGACAGCCUAAAGCGGAAAACUGGUGCCAGUCCGAAAAUGGAGGAUGUCAAUACCUGUGCCUGCCGGCCCCACAAAUCACUGCAGGUUCCCCCAAGUUUACUUGUGCGUGUCCUGAUGGAGAGCACCUGGGCACAAACGGCAAGAGCUGUGUAAAAGGACCAACAUCUACAGACGCAUUUGUCAGCUCGGCUCCUGUCACAACAACAGCAACUCCCAAGAGCACGACUUUAGCAAAACUGAUCACCAGCGCAUCUAGGAGGCCUUCUACUGCUAAGCCCCAUCAGCCUACAACAAGGCCAUCAACCACUGUUACAACAACCACUAGUCAGCCAAGCACAACACAAAGCGCCAAAAGAAACCUAGAUCUCUCUACGGCAGGGAUUACGAGCUCCACAGAAUCACAUCAAGGAGUGAAUAAUGGUGAUGUAAAGAUGGAGACUUCAGAAUCUCAUUCUCAUUCUAAUGUCCUCUACGCUGUGAUACCUGUUGUUAUACUCUGCUUGCUUUCAUUCGGAGGCUUUCUCUUGUGGAGAAAGUGGAGAUUGAAAAACACCAAUACUAUUCACUUUGAGAAUCCUGUAUACCAGAAAACAACAGAAGAAGAUGAGAUUCACAUAUGUCGGAGUCAGGAUGGAUACACCUAUCCUUCAAGGCAGAUGUUGAGCUCCGAAGACGACAUUGCUUGAAACCCUAACCAAAUGUGCCUAUCACCAAACUCUGCUGCUCAAAAAUAUCAGGGGCAAUGACUGCUAAACCCAAAAAUGUAUCCGUCCAGACAGCGAUACCAUCCAGCACAGUCUGGAGUUCUUGAGAUUAUUUUUUUACUUUUUCUGUCCACGUUUUGUUUUGUUUUUCUCACUAAACCACUGAACAUAGGGCCCAGAGACUGCGGUUACUAUAUUUUUAUGGGACUUAUUUAUGAAGAUACCUGUGUUCUUGAAGUUGUGCCAUUGUCUCCUCCCUCGCGCCUCUAGACUAUCUGCAAUGCAAGAUCCGCUUCUCCUAAAUGAAGGACUAUACUGAUGAGGUCUGUGAAGGGUGGGAAGAGACUGGAGAAAUCUGAGCACUGGGGGGACUAUGAAGGACUGAAUGUGAGGAUCCUGCUGGUUUUUACUUUAUGUUUUGCUUUAAAAGCACAAAAUCGUUCUAAAAAAAACACUAAAAGAGUCAAACAUUGAACUGGAGAGUAAUGAGGAGAGGCCGGUAAAGGAACUGUGGAUGUAUCCUCAGGGCAUCAGACAUGUUUACUGCCUUGAGGUUAACCUCGGGGUUUGGAGAGCCACCGUUUUUUUUAUAGCUGCUGUGCCCUCCCGAGCUACAAUGUAGCAAGCCACUAAAGGCCACGAAUCACCCACAAGUGCCUAAUCGACUACCACCAAUUGCUUUCGAUCCUUUGUUUCUCUGAAAGCUCAUCCUCUUUGUCUCAAGUGUUUUGUAUAUAGUUUUUAUAUAGGAGCUUGUCGUCACUUUUAAUUUGAACAGAUUGGUGGCUUUUUGCCUGCCUGUAUCCGACAGGGUAUGAUGGUGGAGAACAAGGUUUUGACGUAUGGAAUCUGGGAAGUUUGGCUGUUUCUUAAGCUUUAAUUCUUCGUGCAAAGUUACAAUGAUAAAAACUGUUUUCAGUGGUGCUACCUGCAGUGGGAGAAGGCGAGGAGCCUGUUUUCUUACCACGCUGCCUUAAUUUGCAACUGCUACUUGAAAUCUCAACUUUUGGCUGCAUGAGAGCUAAGCCGGGUGUAGAACUGUUGAUCUAAAUAUGGCGAGGAUGGCCGCCGUGGGUGAUAAGCAGAUGCCAAACAUUUGUGGAGACGCUUAUCCUGGGAUUGACAACGGAAUCAAAUAGAGAUUGGGUCUAGCGGGCAUCAAUUUAUCUGGCUAUGUCCACGUGUAACAAAAAAAAGCUGCAGAUUUUCCUUCAGAUUUUUGAGUGGAAAAUCCACAGCAUAAGGGCUCAUGCACACGACCGUAUGUAUUUUGUGGUGCGCAAAAAACCCAAAAAACCGGAUGACGUCCGUAUUGCAUCAUGUAACAAUGGCUGCCUGCAAAAUGGACAAGAAUAGGACAUGUUCUGUCUUUUUGCGGAACGGACACGGAAUGCACACCGAGUUAUUUCCAUUUUUUGUGGCCCCAUUGAAAUGAAUGGUU
Molecule: messenger RNA, 4242 nt
Organism: Bufo gargarizans (Asiatic toad)
Lineage: Eukaryota; Metazoa; Chordata; Amphibia; Anura; Bufonidae
Gene: LDLR
Product: low density lipoprotein receptor
Exons: 18
Coding region: 123-2783 (886 amino acids)
Molecular function (GO): calcium ion binding; protein binding
Source: RefSeq, a predicted model, not a curated record